Molecule: messenger RNA, 2852 nt
Organism: Dendrobium catenatum
Lineage: Eukaryota; Viridiplantae; Streptophyta; Magnoliopsida; Asparagales; Orchidaceae
Product: casein kinase II subunit alpha-like
Exons: 4
Coding region: 2332-2811 (159 amino acids)
Biological process (GO): protein phosphorylation
Cellular component (GO): cytosol; protein kinase CK2 complex; nucleus
Molecular function (GO): protein serine/threonine kinase activity; ATP binding
Source: RefSeq, a predicted model, not a curated record
CCCACGAUCUCUCCAUUCUAUUGGCACACUCCCAGAACAAACUCCUUCCCGUAUUCUCCUGUUCGCACGAAGCCCAGAACCUACCGCCCUAGUGCAGUUCGCAAGGCUCGUCUCCCUCAUUUCGCAGAGAGCUCCAGGCGAAACUCCCUGUUCACUCGUCUCCCUCCAUUUCGCACGACCCCAAGGCCGGCCGCACCUCUCUCUCAUCGACCUCCAACGCCGUCGCCUGCUGUUCGCAAGCCCUAGCCGAGAACCUUGCCGUCGCCUGCCCUAGCCGAGAGUUUUGGUAUACUCCUUGCUAAUUCUCCUUUUCCCCACCAUUCUCUCCUUCUUCAUUAUCAUCUUUGACCUUCAUCUCCAUUUAUCUUCUUCCUUUUCUCUGUUGGGUAAGAGAAGUAAUGAGGAUUACUUCUGUUUGGAAUUUUGAAAUCAAGAACCAUUGCUUGAGGUUUCUUUUAGUUUUUCUUUGCAUCAAGAUCAUAUUUGUGUAGAAAGAGUUUGGAAUCGUAAUUUUCUUAAAAAAAUGUUGAAACUGGGAAUCGACACAUGCAGAUUUUAUUAGGUUUCUCUCAUUAAGGUAAAUGAAAAUGCAGAAGCCUUUUUGAAAGAAAAUAAAGGCAAUGAUUUCAUACCUUUGUUCUCUAAGAUUUAAAAAAAGAUUGGUAAGAUGUAAUGUUGGAGUCAUCUUGCCAUUAAAAUUUGUUUUCAUGGAAUAAUAGUAUGGAGUGCUGAGAUUGAAUAUCUACAUUUUUGACUAAUCAUAAAAUAAUAGAAAAUGCUGAGCUUCUUUCUUUUGAGUUCAAAUUGCUUUGAAUGUCGUUCUAUAUUUUGUUUUAUAAAGAGAGAACAAGAAGCAAAAUGUUUGAUAUAGUUCAUUGCUCCAAAUGUAUAGCUUGUUGUUUGAGAUAUGUAUAAUACACUACAUUGGUUUGUUCAGUAAUUGUGAUAUGCAUGCUUAUUCAAGGAAUCAAUGACUCGUGAUAUAGUGUUGAUUUUCGUUUUAAGAUACCUUGUUUCAUGAGUACACUCAAAUGAUUUGGGCUACAUAUUCGACUUAUAAUUUCACUUGCUUUAUAUAUCACUCAUGAGUAGUUGUAGUUCCAAUAAAGAGUUACUUGCUUUGUGCUAGAGAGCUUUAUGUGUUGAAAGGUGAGAAUUAUAUGUAUUUUGAAAAGGUGGAAGUGUGUGAGUUUUGGAAAAGGAAGUGAAAGUGGAGUGUAUGUGUGGAAAUGUGAUUUGUGGUAGGGAGUGAGUGAGUUAGUUGUUUACUAGAAAAUGAAAGUGUUGAAAAACAAGUCCUCUUUCUUUCUCUACCCCUCUUCUAUCUCCCCUUUUACUCCCUCUUUCUCAUGCCUCUAAAUAAUAGAAAUUCUAAAUUCCCUAAAUCACCCCUACCCCAAGUGAAUGGAAAAAAAGAAGAAGAAGUGGGAAGUACAAGAUAAAAAAAAAUCCUCAGCCCUUUUAGAGAAUUUAGGUAAAUCAAUGAUAUGCUUGUUAUAUUAGGAUCAACAUUAAACUUGGGUGAUGAUGUUGUGUAUUUGGCAUUUAGCAUCAUUUGUUCUAUAAUAAAUUUAAACACAACAUUUGUGUAACUCUUACUAUCAUAAAAGAGCUUGCAAGCUUCGCUCAAGUUUAUAAUAGGUUUGAAUCUUUAAAAGGAAAACUAACAGUUAUGGUUCUUCGACAUUUUCCUUUGUCAUUUACCACUGGAUCUUGAGAAACAAAGAACAAGGGUAAUGACUCUAAAGGCAACCAGAAGAGGAACUUAUUACUUGAUAAUGGGUGUUGGAACCACAUGUGUGUUUUUCCACUUGUUCUUUUUCAAUAAAUAUUUCUCAAGUCAAAUCAAGGCACAAACUGCAGGGAAAUCUAUGACCAAGAACAUAGAAAGGCUUGCAAAAAUCAUGCCAAUGGUUGAACUAGGAAGCAAUAAAAGCGGUUUUGAUUUUUUGGGUUAUAAAUAUGACUGUUGUGAUAUGUAAAAUUCAUUAAUUAUUUUACAACAAUAUAUGUUUUCUCUUUGUUCUUAUGUGUUUGAAGAUGCAGAUUCUUUGAUUGCUUACAAGUUUUGAUGCCAACUUUGUAAGUAUAAUUCUUCUAUUCCUAGUAUGAGUUGUGGAUUUCUUAUUUGGUGAUCUCCAUCUUUGUUCCAUCAUCUAAACUAAUUUGUGAUUGUUUUGUUUGUGUGAUAGAGAUUUUAUCAUAUUCAUUACAACAUUGAUUUUUAUAUUCAUAUUGUGAAUUUAGAUCAUUGCAGAAUUUUAUAUUGGUUCUUAAAUUUAUUGUGGAAUUAUAGAUUUGGUGACUUUUUUAUAUUAUUAUUUGGAAUGGAUGAAAUGUAUUUUUUGUGGGCGCCAUUUAUAUUUUUCAGCUGGGCACUUCUACAGAGCCGGUGGGCACAACACACAUGGACCAAGCAUGGGUACCAGCACACAAAAACAUAUGAAUCAUUUGAGAAUACCUGAACUGCUUGUUGAUCUACAAGAUUAUGACUAUUCUCUUGACAUGUGGAGCCUUGGUUGCUUGUUUGCUAGAAUGAUAUUUCAUAAGGAGCCAUUUUUCUAUGUACAUGAUAACCAAGACCAGCUUGUUAAAAUUGCCAAGGUUUUACACUACUCAAAUCUUAAAGAUCUUUCUUUAAGUUUCAUUCAGAAAACAAAUUAUUCAACCAAUCUGGUUAACAUGAUGGAUUCUCUUGGGUGUGGGUGUCCAAGUUUAAGAAACAUUAAUAUUGCAUCAGUAGUUCUUUUCAAUGAUGUUGUACGUGCUUUGUCAGAUGCAAAUAUUAGGUAUGAGUUCACUCAUGUUUAGUUUGACUUGUUCUUUCAAUAAUUUUCUUGAAUUAAUGUGAA